This is a messenger RNA of Eublepharis macularius, 2008 nucleotides long. RefSeq names its product 3-hydroxyacyl-CoA dehydratase 4 (gene HACD4). Gene Ontology annotation, cellular component: endoplasmic reticulum membrane. The coding region runs from base 135 to 797 and encodes 220 amino acids. Gene Ontology annotation, biological process: fatty acid elongation; sphingolipid biosynthetic process; very long-chain fatty acid biosynthetic process. Lineage: Eukaryota; Metazoa; Chordata; Lepidosauria; Squamata; Eublepharidae. Gene Ontology annotation, molecular function: 3-hydroxyacyl-CoA dehydratase activity. The record is from RefSeq and is a predicted model, not a curated record. The transcript has 7 exons.
CGAGAAAGAGAGGAAGGCAUAGCCCGAAAGCUCCAGUUCCCUUCAGCAGAUAAAGCAGGAACCUUUGAGAAAAGGAUGAAGAACAUCUGUAGCUCUCUUCUGAAUCCUUCAUUCUUGCCUCUACAGCUGUUGCGAUGGAAGCCUAUUACAUUUUCAGCUAUUACUUGACCCAGUUUUGUGGACAUUCCUGGAUAUUAAUUAAUAUGAUCAUCAGAUUCAUGUCUUUUGGGGAAGAUUCCGUAGCAGAUACUUUCUAUUCUAUUGGACUCGGAAUGCGUAUUUGCCAGUUGUUGUCUAUACUGGAGCUCUUGCAUAUUUUUCUUGGCAUUGAAAAAGAUCGGUUUUUCCCAAGACUUUUACAGAUUACAGAAAGAAUCAUAAUCUUAUUCGUUGUGAUCGUUAGUCAAGAAGAAGUUCAAGGGAAAUCUGUGGUGUGCUUCUUAUUUUUCCUCUGGAGCUUCCUUGAUGUGGUCAGGUACACUCACUGCAUGUUAGCAGCGAUAGGACUAUACUUCCAAGGACUGACACAGCUCAAUUAUAUGUUAUGGAUUCUUUUAUAUCCACUAUCAGUGUUGGCUGAAGCAUUUGCAAUUUAUGAAUCGCUGCCUUACUUUGAAACUUCUGGCACUUACUCCAUCGAGGUGCCAUUGCCAUUUGCUGUAUCCAUCUACUUUCCUUAUAUACUAAAAAUGUACAUGAUAACAUUGUUUGGAGGUAUGUACUUCAUCGUCCGAUAUCUCAGCACAGAAUGGAAGGCUCAUCUAAGACACUGCAACGGCAAAGCAAAAAGCAGUUAGCUUUUUUUUCCUUCUCUCCUUGGAAAAUGAAGAGAACUGCUUGAGAUGUCCUGCUGGUAAACACACUUGGAAAAGCUAUAUGUUGGCCAUGUUUUUCAAACACCUCUGACUUAAGGAAGCAUCUAGUGCGGCACACAUACUGAAUAGAUCCCUUUGAAUCAGUGUUUUGUGAAUUACGCGUGUGAACGUAACAGAAAUGAACAAUGUCUGUAAUUUCAUUCUUAAAACAUUUUUAGCUUUAAGGACCGUUAAAAAAUGCGAAGGCAAUCACCCCAAUCCCAGUGACUGUUUACUGGGCAUAGGAGCCCUUGCAAGAGCUGCUCCCGUUCUCUUCAAAGGAGUACCUAACCUGCUGUCUCUAUAAAAGCCAAUGGGGGGCUCCACUUGUGCUGGAGUUCUAUGUGAACUUUUUUUUAUAGACAACCAGGAACAUUUAAAAGUUGCUCAUGAAAUGUUCUCUGUUACUAGCAGCACUAUGAAGUAAAGUAAAAAUCUUUGGGAUUCAAAGGCCUUACCUGAACUUACCAUGUUGCCUUAGCAUAUACUUCUGACAAACAGAAUUAAAGAACCAGUAUGGCGCAGUAGUUACAGCGUUGGAGGAGAAUCUGGGCGAGCCAGGGUCAGACUCCCUCUUUGCCGUGCAAGCUUGCUGGAUGACCUCGGGCCAGUUACAUGCUCUCAGCAUAACCUACCUCACUGAGUUGAUGUGAGGAUAAAGUGGUGGAGAGGAGAUCAAUUUAAGCCACUUUGUGUCCCCAUUGGAGGGAAAAGUAGGAUAUAAAUGAAGUAAGUAAAUAAAAUAGCCCAGAAGGUUAGUGCAAGAUACACAGAAAAGACAAAGAAAAAUGAAUGGGGACGAGAACACAGCUGCCCAAGGGAAAACUAAUUUAACUCACACAAAAAUAUAACAACUUGCCAACUUUCAUGAUUGACAGAAUCUAAAAUCUAUAUAUUGUUGUAGCAAUUAGGUCCUACUUUCCAGUUGGUAACAUAGAUCAAUAAAUGGCACACAAAUGGAGAGCAAAGGGCCAUAAAAUGUCACAAAAUCCAUGUGAAAAAACUGGAUUAUUCUGAAAUGUCAUUAUUUUACAAAGGCAGCUGACUAACAGGGCCUGCUGUAAUGGAACGACGAAAAGGAGAUUUGUAAAACACAUUUAGAAAUCCAGUAUGUCCAUGUGAUCAUAAAAAUAAAAAAAAUUAUAUGUACACAG